AUGGUCGAGGAAAGCCGCAGUAUAAGGUUAAUCCAAGAAGUAAAAAGAGCUGACCUUAAUAACAAGUGCGAUGGGUCAGAGACAAUACGGCUUUGUUCACUUGAACCUCGACAUGGACAAUGGAAUAGUUUUAAAGGAACGUUGCAACAAUCUCGGCGGCCAGAGAGCGGCGACGGAGACGGGCAACGCAGCACCGAGGGCAGU
Molecule: messenger RNA, 204 nt
Organism: Brenthis ino (lesser marbled fritillary)
Lineage: Eukaryota; Metazoa; Arthropoda; Insecta; Lepidoptera; Nymphalidae
Source: the annotation of a GenBank genome assembly